Messenger RNA from Helobdella robusta, 849 nucleotides. RefSeq lists its product as hypothetical. The transcript is spliced from 7 exons. The annotation marks the transcript as partial. NCBI's taxonomy places the organism in Eukaryota, Metazoa, Annelida, Clitellata, Rhynchobdellida, Glossiphoniidae. Gene Ontology annotation, molecular function: guanyl-nucleotide exchange factor activity. Gene Ontology annotation, cellular component: cytoplasm. Gene Ontology annotation, biological process: axon guidance. The record is from RefSeq and is a predicted model, not a curated record.
UACGUGUUGGACGAACUUAUGGACACAGAGAAUAAAUACAUCCAGGACCUGACGCUGAUUGUCGAGGGCUACAUGACGCUGGUGAAGGAUUCUGACAUUGUGAAGCCACCAUCAUUGAAAGAUCAGAAGGAAGCCAUGGUCUUUGGAAACGUUCACCAAAUUCUUGACUGGCACGAAAACACGUUGAAAGCUGAGAUUGAGAGGUGCAUCCACGAUCCACAGCAUUUGGCGUCCGUUUUCAUUAAAUAUGAGAAGCGGUUCCUGAUGUACGUGAAGUAUUGUGAAAACAAGCCGAAAUCAGAAGACAUCGUGUUUGAGAAUCUUGAUUAUUUUGAAGUUAGCUCUUUUUUUAUGCCAUUAGGUACUGUGUAUAUAUCACAUAUUACAUAUUUGGCAUUUAAAACAAAUUUAACUUUUGCGCAGCAACUGAGGGAGAAACUAGGGGAGAGGUUGCAACUGGCUGACAUGCUUAUCAAGCCGGUUCAACGUAUCAUGAAGUAUCAACUGCUCUUCAAGGACAUAUUGAAGUACACUGAAAGAGCUGGCGAUGACAUCAGGGAUAUCCAGAAAGCGUUGGAAGGCAAAGUAACAAGUCAAGGCCGAUUGUUGUUGCAAGACACUUUGGAAAUAGCAGAACUCCCAUCAUCGUCGUCGUCAUCGACAUCAUUAACUAACUUAAAAUUUCAAAAAAGAAAAGUUUUUCUUUUUGAGCAGAUAAUAAUAUUCAGCGAACAGCCUGUUGUCAAAAAUGCAAGCAACAGCAGUUGCAACAAAAACGGCCCGUCACUCUCCGGUCCCUCAUACAUAUACAAACACGACAUCAAAGUAAUUAAAUACAUUUUUGUAUGA